AAACAAAAGGACUAGCCAAGCGCUCGGCAGCCUCCGCCCAGCGCCCUCCCCCACGCCCGCGCCCGCGCCCGCGGCGAUCUUGCCUCCACGUCACCGCCUACCGCCCCCCGCCUCCCGCCUCCCGCCUCCCGCCUCCGCCAGCAGCAUCUAAUGGCGGCGGUCUUAGCGGCGCACGGCUCCCGCGUCUCGGCUUCGAUCAUUGCAGGUUUUGGAAGUGCUCUGAGAGGAAUACCAAAAGGAUUUUGUCCUCGUUUUUACAAUAUCCAAGCAUCAAUAUAUAAUGGACUUGUUCAUAGGAGGAAAAUUCCUCUUCCGUUGAGAUGCUCUUUUCGCUCUAUUCAAGCAAGAAAUAAUCACUCAUCAUCAGCUGUUGUACCUAAAGAUUAUUGUGAAACUUACAUCCAAUUUUUGAGAGACAAGCGGAUAGUUCCUGAUUCAGAUCCUCCAAGUUCUAAGGAUGUGGACCUACUGUACCGGUUUAUAGAUAAGAGUAACAAGCUCAUGGUAUUAACUGGAGCUGGAAUGAGCACCGAGUCAGGAAUUCCCGAUUAUCGGAGGUACGGACAUGACAUUCCUAAUGGAGCAUACAGUUCUGGUUUCAAACCACUUACUCAUCAGGAGUUUGUUCGCUCUAUUCGAGCCCGACGGCGCUACUGGGCUAGGAGUUAUGCAGGAUGGAGAAGGUUCAGGCGAGCACAACCAAAUACAGCUCACUAUGCUCUUGCUUCACUAGAAAGAAUCGGCCGUGUUCACACGAUGGUUACCCAGAAUGUGGAUAGAUUGCAUCAUCGUGCUGGUAGUAAGCCAGUUGAGUUGCAUGGAAGUGUAUAUGAGGUAAUUUGCUUAGAUUGUGGAACAUCCAUCAGCCGAGAGUCAUUCCAAGAACAAGUGAAGGACCUCAACCCAAAGUGGGCUCUAGCUAUUGACAGUUUGGAAGAGGGACAACCUGGCUCGAGCAGAAGUUUUGGUAUGCAGCAGCGACCUGAUGGUGAUAUUGAGAUUGAUGAGAAGUUCUGGGAGCAAGAUUUUGACAUUCCUAGUUGCAGUCAGUGUGGUGGAGUGCUAAAACCUGAUGUUGUGAUGUUUGGUGAUAAUGUUCCGAGAGAGAGAGCUGAUAGCGCUAAGGAGGCUGCAAGAAACUGUGAUGCUCUUCUGGUGGUUGGUUCAGCGGUAAUGACAAUGUCUGCUUUUAGGCUGGCAAGGCUUGCACAUGAAGCAAAUGCUCCAAUCGCCGCGAUUAACAUUGGGGGCACCAGAGCUGAUAGCAUUAUAUCUUUGAAAAUCAAUGCGAGAUGUGGGGAGAUACUUCCUAGAGUACUUCAGAUGGGAAGUCUAGCUGUACCAAGCAUAAGCUGAACAUUUACAGUGUUUGGAGAAAUCAGUUACGAGGGAAGAUGGGUGAGACAUAUAUAAGUAGCUGUAGAUCAUUCUGUAAACAGGUCAGAACUUCAUAUGACCUUCCGGUUUGUGUUAGAGCAUUAUCAUGGUUGUUGUAAGUGUAAAAUCAUUUUUUGUGAUGACUCAUUAGUUUUUUUUUUUUAGAAAAGGAGGAGGACCCCGGCCUAUGCAUCUGGGCAAUGCAUACGGCCACUUUAUUAAUUAUUCUAAUAAGACCUUACAAAGUGAUACAA
This is a messenger RNA of Triticum aestivum (bread wheat), 1631 nucleotides long. RefSeq names its product NAD-dependent protein deacylase SRT2. Gene Ontology annotation, molecular function: NAD+ binding; histone deacetylase activity, NAD-dependent. Bases 151 to 1356 code for a protein of 401 amino acids. Lineage: Eukaryota; Viridiplantae; Streptophyta; Magnoliopsida; Poales; Poaceae. The record is from RefSeq and is a predicted model, not a curated record. The transcript is spliced from 11 exons.